This is a messenger RNA of Schizosaccharomyces japonicus yFS275, 1310 nucleotides long. Its product is annotated as eukaryotic protein. Gene Ontology annotation, cellular component: nucleus. The record is from RefSeq and is a predicted model, not a curated record. Gene Ontology annotation, molecular function: nuclease activity; poly(U)-specific exoribonuclease activity, producing 3' uridine cyclic phosphate ends; 3'-5'-RNA exonuclease activity. Gene Ontology annotation, biological process: U6 snRNA 3'-end processing. Bases 151 to 999 code for a protein of 282 amino acids. Lineage: Eukaryota; Fungi; Ascomycota; Schizosaccharomycetes; Schizosaccharomycetales; Schizosaccharomycetaceae. The transcript is spliced from 5 exons.
ACUGGAAGGAGUGUGUGUUUUGUGGGAUAGUAUGGAGCAAUUGAUUGUUUUACCAACCUUUUUUUUUACACCUCGUUCGGCACUCCCCAUUUACAGAUCCUUUUUUUGGUGGAACAGCCAGAAGGGAAAUUCUAAGCGUUGUGUCGUUUUAUGGCAGCAUUAGUGAAUUAUAGUAGCUCGGAUUCGGACACGGAUGUGAGCUCUAAUGAAAUUGAAAAUGCACCAAGUCGACCAAAGUUGAGCUUGCCGGAGGAAUUCGAGAACAAAUAUAGAAGUUCCCCGCGGUUACUAGAUGACCCUGUGUUUCAUCAAGGAAGAAAACGGACUUUCGCUCAUGUUGAAGGGGCAUGGACAACUCAAUCAUUCAUAGAAGUGAAGCUGACGCGAUCACUGAGUAGUCAACUUCAGCAGAUUCUAAAAUCCGAAAUUGCAAUUGAAGAAAGAGAUGACGGUACGCCAAAAAGCAAUGAUUGGGUACCUCUAUUUUUUAGUGAGCUAGGUCUUGCUAAACCGCUUCAUCUGACUCUUUCGUCUAUGGAUUGUUUGGAUUAUGAGAGUAAAGAAUCCUUUCGCGUUCAGUGGAAACAAACCCUGUCCUCGGCUCAUUUUCAACCGUUUUCAAUUCAGCUUGGAAAGGUUUUGUACUUGGUUAACGAGCAACAAACACGAGGUUUUCUUGCAUGGAGAAUUCAUUUCGAUGAGCACCACUUGAAGCCACUGUGCCAGAAAAUAAAUGAUCUUAAUAUUUCUUUCGGAAUGCAACCAUUACGACCAGACUUUAUUCCCCACAUUUCCUUUUGCUGGCGAAAGACAAAUCCCAAGGAAUGCGAAGCAUGGUCAUCAGCAAUAUCACUUUAUGAAGUCCCAUCAAAAUUCGAUAAUUUAGUAUCUGCAAUUGAGGAUCUUCUCAAGUCGAACAACACAAAUAUACCCGUGAAAUCUGUAAAACUGUCUACGGGUGGUUAUUUGGACACCUUAGAACUGAAGGAACCAUACUAACCCGUCGUCAUUUUUCUUUUAAGAUAUGUGUUCAAGUGAGUUUUAUAUUCAGCGAGACAUCGGAUGCGCCGAAGAAAACAGCAUUCGACGAAUGCUUCUCCUACUAUAUAUCCAUUUAACGAAAUCCGUCUCUGUUUUUUUUCAACACUUUCAUUAUUCAUCUCUUUUUCCCAACUUGUCCAAAAUUCGUUUAAAAAAGACGAAAUUUUUUUUCUACAAUCUUUCGCCUUCAAUAAAUACCCUGGCAGGGUUUCUCUUUAAAACGCGUAGUUUCUCCAGCGCAAUUGCAUUUUGUAUAUCAUAGUAACCUG